AGAUACCCCUGCCCAAAGAAAUGACUGAGCCUGUGCCAUCAUCCUCAGGAUCCGCCCAGAAGAUAUUGAAAUCACAGAACGCUGAGCUGCUAGCGCAACUACCCUUGCUCGAAGAAAUGACUUUUAUAUCUGGGCCAUUAUCCCCAGUAAUCUCAAAGCGCUUCCUGACUGCUCUGGCCGCCAAGGAGUCGCAGGUACUACAAAAACUUCAUUUCUCAGGGAAGGAAGCAAAGAUCGACACCGUGGCAGCAAAGGAACUGGCCCGCCUAAGGUCUUUGCGUACUCUGAAAUGUCAGUUCGCUGAUCCUCUGGACAUACAGCUGCUGUCUCACCUAACCGAGCUCGAAUAUUUGAGUCUGAUAGCGAAUGAAACGUUCGACAAGAUAUCGCCUGGGCUCCUUACAGUAAUAAAGACCUGCAAAAAGUUAACUAGAAUUAACAUCUACAUCGAACACAAGCAGACAAGUUCCGGCGCUGUCAACACAACAUCGCCUGAUAUAUGCGCAAUUUUGGAGGCCUCUCAAGAUUAUAUUCACAUACAGAUCAACAGCGGAAGCGUAUGGUUCAAUCGGGAAAACAAAGAUUUGAUGAAAAAGACAGAACUUCGCGUAGAAAUGAGUUUAUUUGAAAAUGAAAACUUUGCAAUGGAACCUCUUGCCCGCCUUGAAUCCGUACAGCAUAUGAUAAUCAAAGGACACCAUGAAACUGUCUCAUUAAGAGAAUUCUUCGCCGCUCUAGGAAGGAGAAAUAAUCACGAGCUACAGAGUCUGGAUAUGAACAGCCCGCUCGACUUUGAUGAGACUACAGAGUUGGCAAAAAUUACUUCAUUGACGAGCUUCAAAGGCAAAUUCAGCGAUUCACGAAGCUUCCAGCACUUCCUCCAUUUAAGCGAUUUCAAUGUCAAGCAAAGAGGUAUAAUUUUAAGAAACAUCGAUUUUUACAAGAGCACUGGCUUUUUGUAUAUUCGAAUUUUAAGGGAUGACCAAGGGAACGACACGGACCUAAACCCUCUUGCUAGGCUGCCGAAUUUGCGGCAUGUAUCAAUUGAGGGACCCUUCGAAGAGGGCUCCAUGCAUAGUUUCUUUGGGCAUGUAUCAAUUGAGGGACCCUUCGAAAAGGGCUCCAUGCAUAGUUUCUUUGGGCAGUUGGCCACGUGGCAAGCCGAUACUUUGCAGGAACUGGAUGCGGGCUAUUACGAAAUGAGCAAUAAUGAACUGAGGGAAGUCUGUAGAAUGAGGUCUCUCCGAAAACUGAUUUGCAGGUUAUCCUGUGCAAAAAACUUGGAACAGCUGGCACAACUUCCACAGCUGGCAGAGCUGAUUGUUGUCACCCAUGAAAAGGGCUCCCUUCAGAAUCUUCUUGCAAAGCUGGCCGACAGGGAGUGCCACACACUAGAACACUUGGAUGUAUGGGGCGAAGGUCUGACCCCCGAAGAGGUGAAGGCAGUGUCAGCUAUAAGUUCUUUGAAGCGGCUCCAGUGUGCGUUCUGCUGUACAUAGGGUCUUGAUGUCUUGUCAAAGCGAUCCUGCAUCAAUGAACUGGUCAUAACAACUGGGAAAGAUAAAACAUCUCUGACAGAUUUGCUCACUGCUUUUGGAUCUCUUGGCGAAUCAAAGAUACAGAAUUUGAAAAUCAAAGGUCCGGCAGCCGAUCAAGAACCAGUCAAGGCAUUGGACAUUGUUUCUCAAAUUCCGAAACUAAAGUCCUUGGAGCUCCCAAUCAAAGAUACCCAGGGCAUGGAGGGAUUGGCCGAGUCUUUGCAUCUCGAAACGUUGACAAUAUCCUCUACCCCCGAAAGGGGUACUCUAGAAGGUCUUUUCGGUGCACUUUCAUUGAAGGCUUCGAGCAAAUUAAAGAAUUUGGAUUUAGGGAGAUCUUUCAUUGGCCUUGAAGAGGCUCGCCAUCUUGUGCAGGUUGAUUCAAUCACAAGUCUAGUGUGUGGCUUCAAAGAUGAAGAAAGCCUCUCCGUCUUGGCAAACAUGACUAAUCUUGAGAGCAUAUACAUCACUUCCGAACAUACAUUUGAUACUAUUUCCGGACAUCUCCUUGAAAUCUUCCGUGGAUGUCGAAAACUAGAGUAUAUCAAUUUGGAAAGCACACUCUGCAGCAUGUGCAAAAGCUUCCUUAAAAAUUCCGUGGAUAUACUGAAAUCAGUGAGAGAUCUCUCAGUUCAAGCUCCAUUGAAAAUACGGAUCUCCCCAUCAUCUCGUGCAUCAAUAGACGAGAUGACUGAAAACGAUAAAACGUAUUUGACUGUCACCUCGAAAGUAAUAGACCACACGACUAACCAAUGACGUACUUACAUAUGUACAACAUAAGUAUGGAAUGGACAUGGAAUAAAAGACUCUUCCCAGCUACUCCAUAACACUUCCAAAUCGAAAUCGCUUCACUGAAAUAUACUUUUAGGCUGAUCGGAAAACGUGGAAGAAUCUUAGAGAUACACACCCGAAAAUAUACUCUUGGGCUAAUUGAAGAUCAGAAAGUAUCUGUAUGGUAAUUGUAGAAUUACAAAA
This is a messenger RNA of Drosophila guanche, 2513 nucleotides long. RefSeq lists its product as uncharacterized. The record is from RefSeq and is a predicted model, not a curated record. NCBI's taxonomy places the organism in Eukaryota, Metazoa, Arthropoda, Insecta, Diptera, Drosophilidae. The transcript has 3 exons. The coding region runs from base 21 to 1499 and encodes 492 amino acids.